Fusarium subglutinans is the source of this 1620-nucleotide messenger RNA. RefSeq names its product xylosidase arabinosidase. Gene Ontology annotation, biological process: carbohydrate metabolic process. The transcript has 6 exons. Gene Ontology annotation, molecular function: hydrolase activity, hydrolyzing O-glycosyl compounds. Lineage: Eukaryota; Fungi; Ascomycota; Sordariomycetes; Hypocreales; Nectriaceae. The coding region runs from base 1 to 1620 and encodes 539 amino acids. The record is from RefSeq and is a predicted model, not a curated record.
AUGGCUAAAGAAUCAAGUUUGACGUUUACAAACCCGGUCAUUCGCGGCUUCAACCCGGAUCCUACCGUCUGCGUUGUUCCCGCCACGUAUUCAACCCCAACGACGUUCUUCCUUAGCACUUCGACAUUUGAGUUCUUCCCCGGAUGCGCCAUUUACACGUCAACCAAUCUAAUUGACUGGAAACUCAUUGGACAUGCGCUCAAUCGUCGAAGCCAGAUAAAUAUGCGGACUGUCGAGCCUGGUGCGGGUAGUUGGGCCAGUACUUUGAGAUAUCGACCUGAGGAGAAGAGAUGGUAUUUGGCCAAUGGCGUUUUCCACCGUUACCGACCAACUGUCGAUGAACGUAUCUUUCCCAGAGGAUUCUAUGUUUGGACUGACAAUAUCUGGGACGACACUGCAUGGUCUGACCCAGUUUACUUUGACAACCCUGGCUUUGACCAAGAUUUGUUCUGGGACGACGAUGGGAAGGUCUAUCUCUCAACCACAAUGCGCUUCUCCUGGCGAGACCCCAACUCGAAGCAGAAAGACUUUGGAAUUCACAUCUCUGAGAUCGACAUCUCAACUGGUCGAACCCUCACCGCUCCGAAAGUCAUCCGAAAGUCUCCUCAUGGAAUUGCCGAGGGCUCUCAUAUCUUCAGGCGAGGAGACUGGUACUAUCUCUUGACCGCUGAGGGAGGCACAGAAGCCGGUCAUCAAGAGUGGGUGUUUCGAAGCAAAGACAGCCCACUAGGUCCGUGGGAGAGCCAGGGAAAGCCUCUUUGGUACAAUGGACCCGAUGAAGAAGUUCAGAGAACGGGACAUGUUGAUGUCUUUGAGGACGGAAACGGAGACUGGUGGUCUGUCUUACUGGGUGUUCGACCAGUGCAACAACAGGGGACCUUUUUGGAACCGCAACUAGGACGAGAGACCUUUCUCGUCAAGGUUGAGUGGAAGAACGACUGGCCAGUCUUCAAUGACGGUAAAAAUAUCACACUGAAGACUGAAGGAAGAAAUCUUAUCAAAUCAGCUUCGAAACCAAGUCUUCGAAUAUGGAAGGCCGAUCUUUCAAAAGAUGAUCUGGAGUUGGGAUGGUACCAAAAGAAGAAGCCGGGUGUGUUAAGACUAUAUGGUAACUGCUACGACUUAACAUCUCCUGAGGCACCGGCCAUGCUUCUUAGGAAACAGACUUCGUAUAACCAGGUGUUCAAAACAAAAAUGGAGUUCAAACCUACGGUUAGAGGCUACGAAGCUGGUGUUGUACUAUGGUGGAGCCAGCACUCUUACGCCUCCUUGGGAGUCGUCGCUUCAGAAAACUACAAUGGAAAGGUCGAAGCAAUGAUCAGCUAUAAGGGAGCCUCUGGAGAUGCGAACAAGUUCAAGAAUUCAGAGACAGAUCUUAAAGGUAAUCUCGAAAACGUUGAGUUGUCUAUCCGUGCAUAUCCGACCAAGUAUGAGCUGUAUCUCAAGGCUGGAGGAAAGGAGUCAGAAGUAUAUACUGUGAAUGCCAGUGCUUUAACGGUGAUGCCAGCCCACGGAGGAUGUUUUACCGGAACAAUGUUUGGAAUUUAUUCCUAUGGCAAGAAUCAGCCUGUAUUGGAUCUAGUAGAUUUUUCAUAUAUUAGCACAGAGGAGCUUGAGUAG